Molecule: messenger RNA, 2508 nt
Organism: Mesorhabditis belari
Lineage: Eukaryota; Metazoa; Nematoda; Chromadorea; Rhabditida; Rhabditidae
Source: the annotation of a GenBank genome assembly
AUGCUUUUCCUACUGACUUUGACCGUUUUAAUGUUAAUUCUUUUCUAUGAGCUUUACUGGAAAAGAAGAAAUUAUCCACCAGGCCCGAUUCCACUGCCAAUCUUCGGAAAUCUCCUCGAAAUCGCUAAAGCUCCACCCGGCUAUGAAGCUUUUCGAAAAUGGCGGAAAGAUCAUGGAUCAGUAUUCACUUUUUGGCUAAGUUUUAAACCAAUCGUGGUGAUUGCUGACUUUGAUCAGAUGAGAGAAACAAUUGUGAAAGAUGGAGACAAGUUUACUGAUCGUUUCUCGUUUGAGGAUUUCAAUCGUUUUAUCAGAGGUGGCCUUUAUGGAAUUCUCACUUCAAACGGGGAGAUAUGGAGAGAACAAAGAAGAUUCACUUUGCAUACGCUUCGCGAUUUUGGAAUGGGACGAAAUCUUAUGGAGACAAGGAUCAUGGACGAGGUGGAUGAUCUGCUUGAUCGGAUGGAUCGGCUAAAGAAUGACCUCAAUGUGCAAAAAGAGUUUGGAGUCUCCGUUGGCUCGGUGAUCAACAGUGUUUUGUUCGGGUACCGCUUUGAUGAGCAACAUCUCCACGAGUUCCAUUUUGUCAAAAAGGCAAUUCAUCAGAUCUUGGCCGCUGAAGCGAACCCGUUCUUUCUUGUCGGCGUCGCAUUCCCAAGAGUUCAUCAGAAAAACCACGAAAAUUUGAACGUUCUCUUCGAAUUUAUUGGACGCCAAAUCGAAGAACGAAAAAAAACGAUCGAUUUUGAGACUGAAGAUUACGAAGAUUUCGUUGAAUGCUAUGUGAAAGAGCAAAUCAAGAAGAAAGGAAAGGAGAAUGAAGAGUUUUAUUGCAAUGAUCAACUAAAAAACUUGGUGCUGGACAUGUGGGUGGCUGGAAUGGAGACCACGUCAAACGCAUUAAACUGGGCGAUUUGCUAUAUUUUGAAUCAUCCGGAAGUUCAAGAAAAGAUCCAUGAAGAGUUCGAUCGAGUGAUCGAUUCUGAUCGAAAGAUUACGACGAAUGACAAGAAUUUAUUGCCAUAUUUGAAUGCGGUUGUUAGUGAAGUUCUUCGUUUUGCGAAUCUCUUACCUCAAAAUUUGAUGAGAGUCACUGUUGAGGAUACGAUUAUUGCAAAGCAUCUAGUAAAGAAAGGGACAGCGGUUAUGCCACAAAUCGGAACGAUUCUCUAUGAUGAAAAGAUCUUUCCCAAUCCUCACCAAUUCAAUCCGGAUCGCUUCAUCAACGCAGAUGGUUUCAAACCGGUGUUUAUUGUGGCCGACUAUGAAACGAUUAAAGAAUCGAUUAUAAAAGAGGGCGAUAAAUACUCGGAUCGUUACGUUUUCAAGGAGUUCAAUGAGGUGCUCAGGGGUGGAACUUUUGGCUUGAUCAGCUCACAAGGAGAUCUUUGGAGAGAGCAAAGAAGAUUCACUUUGCACACUUUAAGAGAUUUCGGUAUGGGAAGGAAUUUGAUGGAGGAAAGGAUCAUGAUCGAAGUAGAGCCACUAAUGGAAAGGAUGGCUCAGCAGAAAGAGGACAUAUUUAUGCAGAAAGAGUUCGAUACAGCCGUUGGAUCAAUCAUCAACAAUAUCGUCUUUGGAUAUCGUUUUGAUGAGCAACACCUUGACGAGUUUGAGCUCGUAAAGAAAGCUCUCCGACACAUGAUCGUCGCUGGAACGAAUCCGAUUUUCAUUCUUUCCGCCACUCUGCCUUUCAUUCGAGGAUGGCCAAUUUUUAGGGGAAUUUACUCCGAAGUGCUAGCGAACAAUCAAAUUCUCUUUGACUUUAUUCAGCGACAAAUCGAUAAUCGAAGAAAAAAUGUCGACUUUGAUACUGAGGAAUACGAUGAUUUUGUUGAGUGUUGGUUGAAAGAGCAACGGAAGAAGAAGGGCUCAAUUCAUGAGGGAUAUUACACAGAUAUUCAACUCAGAAAUCUUGUUUUCGACAUCUGGAUUGCUGGAAUGGAAACCACGUCAAACACCCUCACUUGGGCAGUUUGCUACAUUUUGAACUACCCAGAAGUGCAAAGAAAAAUGCACGAAGAGUUGGAUCGAGUGAUCAAAUCGGAUCGAAAAGUUACGCUCGCUGACAAAAAUCAAUUGCCUUACAUCAACGCUGUUGUUUCAGAAAUUCAACGCCUAGCCAACUUGCUUCCGCAAAAUCUGAUGAGACUUGUCACCGAGGAUGCGGUGAUUAAAGGCUACAAGAUCCCGGCUGGAUCAGCUGUGAUGCCUCAAAUUGCGACUAUUUUGUAUGAUGACAAGAUUUUUCCCGAUCCGUAUAUAUUGAAACCGGAACGUUUCCUCAACCCCGACGGAACCUUCAAAACUUAUCCCGAGCUUGUCCCGUUUUCUGUUGGAAAGCGACAAUGUCCUGGUGAAGGAUUGGCGAGAAUGGAACUCUAUCUGUUCAUUUCAAACAUUUUUCAAAGAUUCAAGCUGACCGCCACCGAGCUUCCCUCGAUGAAGAAAGACAUGGGCCAAGUAGUCACAGCGAAACCUUACUUUUGCAAUGUUGAAGAAAGACAU